AUGAAGCUUUCGUCACUCGUCGCAGAGGUCCAAUUGACGCUUCCGCUGACAUUCCACCCAGCAUCCCGCAAUACCGCUUCGCUGCUCUCUGCGCAAUAUGGCACGACCUUUAACGUCGACGUGAAUGUCGGCAAUCAGACAUUCAAGCUUCUUGUGGACACCGGCAGCAGUGACACAUAUGUGGUCAGGAAUGGCUUCGCCUGCAUCAACGAGACGACCAAUCUCGAGAUCGCGGAAGCAGACUGUGGGUACGCUCCCCAGACGUACAACCCGUCGAGCACCUACCGUGUUAUCCCCGAUCAGACGUUUGGCGUGAAGUAUGGCAAUGGCAUUGCCUGCGGGGCCAUGGCGUACGAGGAUGUCUCUUUAGCUGGCAUCACUGUUCCCGCGCAAGCCGUUGGAAUCGCCGACCACAGCACUCCGAUGGGCGACGGUAUCAACAGCGGCGUCUUGGGCCUCGCUUACCCCUCCAUCACCUCCGCGCACCCAUGGAACCAUACGGACAACUCGACAUUCUGGUUCGAUCGGAAAGUUUACAGCCCCCUUUUCAACACCAUGUACGAGCGAGGGCUCGUCGCAGAGCCCUUCUUCAGUAUUGCCCUCGCGCACACGCCGCGCAACAUCUCCACCCUAACCUUCGGUGGCUACCUCACCCUAGGCGAUCUUCCUCCAGUGGCCUAUGACUCAAAAUUCUCCACGGUUCCGGUGGAGAUUCUCGACACCAUUCCGCCCAUGUUUACCUCUGGCAAACGUACCCGAUCCUAUUGGGCUAUUCUCGUGUCUGGCGUGACAUUUGGAUCGAAACCCCGGGGAGAUCACACCUCAACCGCGGAGACUAUGAACACGUACGAUGUGGCAUUCCAGGCCUUCACAGAUACCGGUAACGAGUUCAGUUAUCUGCCAGCUGCAGUUGUAGAUCCCAUUAACGCCUUGUUCGACCCGCCAGCCAUCUAUAACCAUGCCUUGGGAGUGUCCGUUGUCGACUGUGAUGCGCAAGCCCCUAUUUUUGGGGUCAAUAUUGGGGGCCAGACGUUCUACCAUGAUGGACAGGAUCUCAUCUAUCAAACUGGCGAUGGGUAUUGUGUGUCAAGCUUAGUGGCAUCAGAGACUGUGGCGUAUGAGGACAUUGUGUUGAAUAUCCUAGGCGUGCCAUUCUUGAAAAACGUCGUGUCGGUACAUGAUUUCGGGAGAAAUGAGAUGCGAUUUGCGCAGAGGCUAGAUUAG
Molecule: messenger RNA, 1224 nt
Organism: Penicillium maclennaniae
Lineage: Eukaryota; Fungi; Ascomycota; Eurotiomycetes; Eurotiales; Aspergillaceae
Product: pepsin-like aspartic protease
Exons: 1
Coding region: 1-1224 (407 amino acids)
Biological process (GO): proteolysis
Cellular component (GO): fungal-type vacuole
Molecular function (GO): aspartic-type endopeptidase activity
Source: RefSeq, a predicted model, not a curated record